UAUUACUACUACUACUUUUCUACUAGUACUACUAAUACCACUAGUACUACUACUACUUCUAGUACUACAAUUAAUACUAGUACUACUACUACUACUACAACUACUACUAGUACUACUACUACUACUAGUACUAGUACUAAUAGUACUAUUACUACUACUAUUACUAAUAGUACUACUAAUACCACUAUUACUACUACUACUACUACUACUAGUAAUACUACUACUACUUCUAGUACUACUACUAAUACUAGUACUAUUACUAAUACUACUACUACUACUAAUAAUACUACUACUAAUAUUACUACUACUACUACCAGUACUACUACUAGUACUACUACUAAUACUACUAGUACUAAUACUACUACCACCAAUACUACUACUAGUACUACUAGUAGUACUACUACUACUACAAGUACUACUACUACUAGUACUAGUAUUACUACUACUACUAGUACUACUACUACUACUAGUACUACUACUACUACUAGUACUACUAAUACUAGUACUAAUAAUACUACUAUUACUACUAGUACUACUACAACUACUACUACUAGUACUACUACUACUAGUACUACUACUAGUACUAUGAGUACUACUACUACUACUACCAGUACUAAUAACACGACUACUACUAGUACAACUACUAGUACUACUAGUAAUACUACUACUACUAGUAAUACUACUAGUAAUACUACUACUACUAGUACUACUACUACUAGUACUACUACUACUAGUACUACUACUAAUACUACUACUAGUACUACUACUAGUAUACUACUACUAAUAAAAUACUACUACUAUACUACUACUAUAAUACUACUACUCUCUACUACUACUAGUACUAGUACUACUAUUACUACUAAUACUACUACUAAUACUACUACUAGUACUACUACUAGUAUUACUACUACUCCUAUUACUACUACUAAUAUUCCUACCAAUAAUAAUACUACUACUAAUAGUACUAAUAUUAUUACUAGUAUUACUAACAAUACUACUACUACUAGUACUCCUAAUAAUAGUACUAAUAGUACUACUAAUAAUACUACUACUACUAGUACUCCUCCUACUACUACUACUAGUACUACUACUAAUACUACUACGACUAUUAGUACUACUACUACUAGUACUACUUCCACUAGUACUACUACUAAUACUAGUACUAAUACUACUACUACUACUACCAGUACUACUACUAGUACUACUACUACUACUAUCACUGAUACUACUACUACUAUUGCUACUACUAGUACUACUACUACUACUAGUUUACUACUACUAAUACUA
Messenger RNA from Trichobilharzia szidati, 1287 nucleotides. The record is from the annotation of a GenBank genome assembly. NCBI's taxonomy places the organism in Eukaryota, Metazoa, Platyhelminthes, Trematoda, Strigeidida, Schistosomatidae.